Molecule: messenger RNA, 2554 nt
Organism: Schizosaccharomyces cryophilus OY26
Lineage: Eukaryota; Fungi; Ascomycota; Schizosaccharomycetes; Schizosaccharomycetales; Schizosaccharomycetaceae
Product: chromodomain protein Chp1
Exons: 1
Coding region: 378-1766 (462 amino acids)
Biological process (GO): chromatin organization; negative regulation of transcription by RNA polymerase II
Cellular component (GO): pericentric heterochromatin
Molecular function (GO): nucleic acid binding; chromatin binding
Source: RefSeq, a predicted model, not a curated record
CACCAUUUCCUACAACAACACCGCCCUAAAACAGGUUUCUGUCCAUCACAAACAAGUUCCAAGUAAAGUUUAUGUAUUUAUAAGUAUCAUUUAGAUUUAAACUUGUGCUUCUUAGCACUCAUUGCUUUCUUUUGGUGCCUCAUUUAGCCAAUCUCGCGUUGAGGAAUAAAUUCUUAACAAACUUCUUUGAAUUUCGGACUUGGCCGAUGAAGAAGCAUUUAUGUAAGAAAAUUAGUUUUCUUUUAAAGAUACUCAACACUCAUUACUCUGGAUGCCUUACGAACGAUCAUUGAAUUCAUUUGCAUAUUCUUCUAUUUUGUUAAUUUUAAUAUCAAUUAAUAUUUCUAUUUAAGAUUGUUACACGCUUUUCUAUUGUCAUGGCUAAUUCCAGGAAAUCCGUGAAGCAUUCUAGAAGCGAAAGGAAUGUAGAGCCAGACGUGUAUGAAGUCGAACGCAUUCUUGCAGAUCGAAUUAAUAAUUUUGGUGAAAAUGAAUACUAUAUAAAGUGGACUGGUUAUGAUUCAUACGAUAAUACAUGGGAGCCAGAGGAAAAUCUCAUUGGCGCCUCUAUGGCUUUGAAAGAUUGGCAGAAAAGAAAGGGACUCGUAGCUGCCGGACUUUUGCAACCUUAUAAUGUUGAUGAAAAUGAACAAAAAAAAGUACAGCGUGAGGAAAAUCUUUUACUUAAAGAAAGAAAACAAGAGGAAGGAGGAAAAUACCCCUUAGAUUUAAAUUUGAACACUAAUGAACCCCUUUCAUCUCUCUCGAAACCUGCUGCGAAAUCCAGGCGGAAAUCCAAGACAAAGUCUGACUUAAAACCAAAAGCACCUCGAAUAAUCUUAUCAGAAAAGAGGGUAACGAAACGCAGACUGAGUCAUCAACAACCGGAGGAGUCGGGUAAUGAGCAAACUCUAAGUCAGUUAUCUAAUGAAAAAAAAAAGAAAAGUGAUGACCAGGUUUCACUCUCCGAUAGUGAUUUACCGUCAGCUUUCCAAAGUGAAUCCUAUUUGGAUUCUCCUUCAUUAUCCCAUAUGGGAAAUUCUGGGAUAUAUGACAAAAAUGCUUACUCUCAGGGGCAUCCAAUAGGAUCUCCAACUUCAACUUCUUCUAUAGCAGCCCUUUGUAAGGAAUCCACACCCCCACCAUCAAGUUCAACAUGUCUUUCUAUUUUAGAUCAACGAUCACCUUCCUUGAAUCAUUCUUGCUCAAACUCUUCUGUCUCUGAUCACUUCUAUUCUUCCUACUUGGAACAAUCACCAACGCCAACCUCAAUUUCAAGAAUUAAUAAAGCGGAUCCUUCUGUAAGCUCACACACGAUUGUUAUUAGCGAAAUCGCUAAGACUACGGCUGAGGAAGAUAUCCUCUCAUAUUUUGCUUUUAUUCCAUCUAAGUUGGAUGUGCGGUUUUGUAAAGAUCAGGAUUCUUCAAAAAAUGAUAUAGCUUAUGUCAAAUUUGAUUCUGCCGAUUAUGCUCGAAUUGCUUACGGAAAAGGUCAUCCAAGCUGGCGUAUUGCUUUAGUAAAGGAUGAUGUCUACAGUACAUUUUCAGAUCCCUUGCAAGAUAAAAAAUCUUUAGAAACGUUUUCAUCUAGCAAAGUCUCUAAAGGAAGGUUGAAGUCGACGUUGAAACCGUCAAAAUAUAAAAGUGCAUCUCCAAGAAAACCUAAGAAUGAAUUAAAAGUUCUCGGAAGUAGGUGGACUACUAUUAAUAACAUAUGGCAAGAAAUGCCCAAGACAGAUGCAACUUGCCAAAUAAAGUACCAUUGAUAAAGACCUGGAAGUAUAGCAAUUAAUGCAUAUUAUUUUCAUUGGAAAGAUUGUAUACAUAUAAUACUUUUUUUUUGAUGGAUAAAGCUUCUAAUUAGGGACCUGCUUUAUUUAAGUUGACUUUUCUGUGUCGCCUCUAUCGAUUUCAUACGAAAUAUGGAAACUGAAAAGGAAGUUUAGGAAGAAUUUAAAGCAAAUUCUUCAGAACCUACUAGUUGUGGUUGAAAUGCUGGAUUGCUUUUCUUCGUCAAAAAAUCCUGGACAUAUAUCAAGUGCAAAGAUAAAAGGAAGUCUUUUUGUAAAAGUGAUGCUAAUAUAAAUAUUCUUCAAAGGUAUUUAAGAAAAGCCACUGACAAGAGAAAUAUGGAUUGUUUACUAUGAUCUAAGAAAUCCAAUGGUGCAUAAGUGAUACCUUUUUAUGAAUUUAAGGAUAUAAACCUAUGAAAAUCUCAUAUUGAAUUCAUUUAAUCGACAAUCUUACACUAGGAGUCUUUUUCAAACUUAUUAGUCGUAACAAGAAGGACUUUAUAUUGAAUCUGAGAAGCUUAUGAGGAAGAUGGAUAACGCUAUCUUUUCAUUGUUUAAUAGCCGAACAACAAAGCAGAUAUUAGGAACUUUGCUAGCCUCUAACGUUUUUCAGGUUUUUAGAAUAAGUGUUCUGAGUUUAUAUGACGUGGAAUUAAUUUAAUUGUUUAGCAGUUAGAUGAAUGGAUUCCUUUCCUCUAUUGUAUUAAAUUAACCUAUUUUUAUUUUGUUUUUACAUUUUCAAAAUAUGCUGUUUUUAUUAC